Messenger RNA from Anopheles aquasalis, 569 nucleotides. Its product is annotated as NPC intracellular cholesterol transporter 2. Gene Ontology annotation, biological process: intracellular cholesterol transport. The record is from RefSeq and is a predicted model, not a curated record. NCBI's taxonomy places the organism in Eukaryota, Metazoa, Arthropoda, Insecta, Diptera, Culicidae.
CCCUUGAGCCUUUUAGCGAGCGGUACAGGUCAUUCCCGAUUGAAGUAUGAAGUGUUUUCUGAUUAUUGCCCUGCUCCCGGCCCUAGCCCUCGGUUUAGUGGUCCGUCCUUGUCCCAAUGGAGCACCGAUUCCCCAGGAUGUGCGGGUAGUUGGCUGCACGGUGGAACCGUGCAUCAUCCCGAUCGGCGGUAUGGUCGAUAUGGACUGUGAUUUCAUAUCGCCUCGUGCCAGCGCCACCGUGGGAGCAGCUUUGCGUAUUUUCCUGGGAGAUUUCCAGGUACCGUAUGAGCUGCCGCCGGACCAGCGGAAUGCUUGCAACUUCUUCGAGGCCGGCAGCUGUCCGGUGACGCAGGGCGAGUUCAUCAACUACCAUCUGAGCACACCGGCGGCUGCCCCCUUCGCUGGCAUCACCGUCGAUCUGGAGCUGCAGCUUUCCGAUGACAGUGGUGCGCCACUGUUUUGCUUCCGUUCGUCGGCGACAAUUAUCCCUGUUUAGUGCUUAGUUGUGACAAGUGAGCGCUGGUCACGUCUCGUACAGCAACAAUAAACGAAGAAAGGAGUAAAGUCUA